CUCCGCUACAGGUGUUUGCAGUGCGCGACAGUCCGCGCCCUUGUCGUGCUUUUGUGGGACAGGUCGCAGCACAAUGCUCCCGCGGGAGCACGUGUUGCUGCGCUGGGAGACGCUGCGCCGCCACAACAUCCCGCUCGGAGAGCCGCUCUACGCCCGGCCGCUCGACGGCUCCGGGCAGCCACGGCGGGUCCUCGCUUGGGCGGGCCGCAAGCUGCAACCAGCGUCCCAGUCAACCACCGCGGGUGUGCACCGCUCCCACGGCGAGUCUGGCGUCGAGCUAUGGGUCGGCCAGGCGACGACGCGAAGCGAGCCGCGUGCCUACCUGCACCAGCCUCGCGAUGAUGCCGCCGCCGCCAAGCCACGGGAUGCGACGAGCGACGGGUUGGGCGAGGGCUCGGCCGUCGACGAUGAGCUGCUCGCGCUCGCCGAGCUCCCGCUGCACGCGCCGCACGUCUUUCGCGAGUGGGGCGUGCCCGCUCCCAGAGGCAUCCUCGUGCACGGCCCCGCCGGCGCAGGGAUCGGGGCGAGGCUGAGCCGUGCACUGGACGCGCACUACGUGCACGUGUCGGCAGGAGACCUCGCCUCGCGGCAGGGGGCUGGAGCGGAGGAGAGGCUCGCUCAGGCGUUUGCGGAGGCGCGCGAGCGCACGCCUUCGGUCCUCUUCAUCGAGCCCUCGCGUGUGCGUUGUCCUCGUAGCCCGUGCAUCCACUGCACGAUGGUCGCAUCUCUCUCGCGUAAGCUCACGUCAAUCUCCGCCAACCUCGGGCAAUCGGGAGCUGGAGCUCCUCGGCGCGACAGCCGCAAUCUACGCAACAGGACAC
Messenger RNA from Emiliania huxleyi CCMP1516, 821 nucleotides. RefSeq lists its product as hypothetical. The record is from RefSeq and is a predicted model, not a curated record. Lineage: Eukaryota; Haptophyta; Isochrysidales; Noelaerhabdaceae. The transcript has 4 exons. The annotation marks the transcript as partial.